Messenger RNA from Mya arenaria, 792 nucleotides. RefSeq lists its product as uncharacterized. NCBI's taxonomy places the organism in Eukaryota, Metazoa, Mollusca, Bivalvia, Myida, Myidae. The coding region runs from base 1 to 792 and encodes 263 amino acids. The record is from RefSeq and is a predicted model, not a curated record. Gene Ontology annotation, molecular function: protein binding. The transcript is spliced from 2 exons.
AUGUAUUUCUGCAAACGUGUUCGGGAAUUAUUUGUCAUAGUUCUCGUCAUUGAAUCCUCUCUGUGUGACGUGAAUGAACCGCGAUGUUACAGCCGGUUUGACUACGACAAGAAAAUGAUGGAGAAAUUGGUUAGAACUGAGAUCAAGAUGGAGGAACUUCUCGGUAAAUUAGAAGUUAUGGAGAAGAGACACAACAGCGUUGAAACUAAGGUGGACAAUUCAGUAAAGGAAAUUCACGAUCUGGGAAAGAGACACAACAGCGUUGAAACCGAGUUGGACUAUUCAAAGGCUGCCGUGGAAACAUUCGAAAACAUGACAAAAUCUGAUAUAGGCGGACUUGAAAAAUCAAUCGAAAUGACCGAUCAACGUCUCGACGCUUUGUUCACAAAUAAUACAGAGAGUAAGCUUCAAUCUCCCGUCGCCUUCUUCGCCAGACUUUCGACUAGCUUUACAUCAUCCGCUGGACAGACGCUAGUUUUCGACUCCGUGACCACAGACGUUGGCGGCGGUUACAACCCGGGGACAGGCGUGUUCACCGCCCCGGCCGACGGUCUCUAUGUCUUCUCCAUCACUGUCAUGGUGUAUAUGACCACGUCGGCGACUUCAGCUCAAUUUAUUUUAAAGAAGAACAACAAUACUGUAAUGUGGCUUUAUGCAAGCGAAACGGACAGUGUUUACGAGACGGCUUCAGGAACUGGCAUUCUCUCCCUGGAGGUCGGAGAUACAGUUCAUGUUACAAAUAGAGAAAGUGGACGGUAUAUCUAUAGCGAAUACACGUUCUUCUCGGUUUAA